AUGUUGCGAGUCCUCCUCUUGGUCCUGUCUCUGGUGUGCUGCGGAGCUGCCGCGCCCAGCGCGCUCGGGGUACGGACCAGAGGUGGUGGCCGAAUAAUCGGGGGAACCCCCGCCGACAUCGCCAACUACCCGUGGAUGGCCUCCUUCCAGAGAGUGGGUUGGCACUACUGCGGGGCUUCCAUUAUGAGCAGUAACUGGGUGCUGACAGCUGUCCACUGCCUGCAGGGGCUGAACAUCGCCAUAAUUUCUGUCAGAGCAGGCACGUCGAUCCGCGAGAGCGGUGGUGUCGUCCUCAUGGCUUCGAGCGGUGCUGUGCACGAAUCCUUCUCCAUGUUAACAGCCGACUAUGAUAUUGGAGUUAUACGGGUUGAUGGAUCUUUCCCGAUCGGCAAUAACGAGGAUAUCGUUGACCUCCCGGCUCAAGGCUACGACCCACCGGGAGGCCUCGCAGUCACCUAA
Molecule: messenger RNA, 459 nt
Organism: Schistocerca piceifrons (Central American locust)
Lineage: Eukaryota; Metazoa; Arthropoda; Insecta; Orthoptera; Acrididae
Product: trypsin alpha-like
Exons: 2
Coding region: 1-459 (152 amino acids)
Biological process (GO): proteolysis
Molecular function (GO): serine-type endopeptidase activity
Source: RefSeq, a predicted model, not a curated record